AUGCCUGAGGCCAUGGUGGAGGGAGAACCAAUCACUCACGAGGAAGCCAGCGCGCCUGGCUGGAUCGACGCAAUUCGACGUCGAGCAACAUCUUCAACUACUACGACCAGCAAGCCAGCCGGCGCCAGCGUUGGUGCCCUGCGAACCGGAGCUGCGUCGAGGGUUGCAGCCGCCAGCCGGCUCCCCCCGCUGCCAACGGAUCAUCACCGUGUCAUCGUCCGCCCCGGAGGUGGACUGGAUGUGCGUAAGUGCAACAAGCUUAAGUUCUUACAAGCUCUGCUAUUCGCUGCACGACUCCCGCCAGCGGCGGCAGAGGAAGAUAUCGUCUGCACUAACGACACACAGAAUAUCUUUGUGAUCAGCACGCCGAGCUUACAAACGGCCGAAGCGUACGCUAAAGUACGAGCAAUUGUUCUCAUGGAGCGAGCACAUCCAGUAUCCGCUUACGUAGUCGCCUCUGGCACGACCAGCCGAGGCGUAGUCCGAGGGGUCGACGCUGACCUUCCGGACUCAGAGCUACAACGCUUGUUCGUCUCAUCACACAACCCCACGUUAAUGGGGGUACGACGAAUCAAGGAUACUACCACCAUCAUCCUUCUCUUCGACGGACUUAAAGUCCCCAACUAUGUGCGCUGCGGCAUGCUUCUGCUGCGUUGCACCCUCUACAAGCGACAGAUCGACACCUGCCGCAACUGCGGCCGAGUCGGGCAUCGACAAGACGUCUGCCCUACCCCAUCUGAGAAAGUCUGUGAACACUGCGGUAUCAAACCCACAGGACCUGACCAUGUGUGUGUGACUCCCAAGUGCGCGUUGUGCGGUCAGGCCCACAUUACAGGCGACCGCACAUGCCCAAAUCGCUAUCAAAUUCCUUACGUCGUUCGACGUCGACGCCGCCGCAGACGCCGGCGCAACAACAACCAACAGACCCAAGGAGGCUCGGCAAAGCAACAGCCGACGCCCAAGCAACCAACCCCGAGUCCACCGACGAAGCACCUGCCUACCACCACCAAGAGUCCGACUGCAACACCCACUUGGGCCGACCGAGUCGCCGGUAAAGGUGAGACUCGCGGUUCGGCGCAGUCGGGUAACUUGCCACAGCAUGAAAAAGAUGAGAUUCAGAGCUCAAACGCGAGCUAG
Molecule: messenger RNA, 1137 nt
Organism: Rhipicephalus sanguineus (brown dog tick)
Lineage: Eukaryota; Metazoa; Arthropoda; Arachnida; Ixodida; Ixodidae
Exons: 1
Coding region: 1-1137 (378 amino acids)
Molecular function (GO): nucleic acid binding; zinc ion binding
Source: RefSeq, a predicted model, not a curated record